GAUAGAUGGCGCCACACAAAACUUGUCAAAUUUUUUUUGACAUAAACGUCACAGGGGGGUUUAUUUUUGUAUUUUCCAUUUUGCCAUUUGAAAAUUUUUCCCAUUUAAAUUCGAAUUUCCACGUGAUUUUACAUAAUUGAAACGAUGUCGGCCACCGAGUCCAGCAAAACAUCGCUUACCAGCAAACUGGGCCUCAAGCCCUUCACAGGGAAAAACCUACUGUUCUUUUACGCCCCUGCACAAGGAGUUUUGAGCUACACGGCCCUUUCGGUCAACGUAAUGAAUCCUUCAUUAGUUUUAAGGUUUAUCAACAGAAAAAAAGGCAAAUUCCUAUGUGAAUUAUGCGGUGAAUAUUUUGCAAAUCUUUCAAAUUUGUACAGGCAUAGACGAAUUCAUUUCGGUACCGACGUGUCGGUGUGCGAAAUUUGCGGCAAAAACCUGAAAACCAAACGGUUGCAGUACCACUUGGCUUCACACAGAAACGAAAAACCCUUUUUGUGCAAUAUUUGCGGUAGCAGAUUAAGGAAUUCGAAAAAUUUGGAAUUGCACAUUUUGACUAUUCAUAAGAAACAGAAAUUGUUUGAGUGUGGAGUAUGUGGUUUGAAGUAUACUAGGAGGUUCAAAAGAAGAAAUAAAAAACUGAAACAAUGCAAAAAAUGCCCUAAAACCUUCACAACCAUCAAAAAACUAAAACUCCACCAAAAACAACAUUCCUCUCUAUUGCCAAUCAAAGAACACUUGUCGCAAUACAACAAAAAAUCAAACACCUACAAGUGCCAAUUGUGCCGAAAACAAUUCCGCACUCAAACUUUAGCUGAUGAACAUCUAAACUCCAACAAAACCCAAAGUUUCGGUUGCCUUAAAUGUCCCCACAAAUUCGAAUCCCUAAGGGCCUUAUUCCACCACAUGACCAACCAUUUGGAGCCCAACAACGAAAUCCCUUGUCCAAUGUGCAACUACAAAACUUUACAAAUAAAAAAACUCUUAAGUCAUUUGACAUCGUGCCAUAGUAAAGCAAAUUCGUGCGACAAGUGCGGCAAAUGCUUCAGAUCAAAAGCAAACCUAAAAAAGCACAUGCUUAGGCAUGAUGAAACUAAAAAGGCAACUUGCGUGGUUUGCUCAAAUGCUUAUUUUGGUAAUAAUGCUUUAUUAAGACAUCAAGUGACCAUGCACAAGGCAACAAUAGCAAGUGACCCGAUGCUUCUUUGGUGCAACAUUUGUAAAACAAACUUCAAAACGGCCAACUUAUUGAAGUACCACGUUAAAAAAGCUCAUAUUAAAAACUUGGUUAUAAGUGUAGAAAAAAAAUGCUUGUGUGAUAUUUGUGGGCAAGGCUUUAAAGAUUCAGAUAAUCUUAAGAAGCAUAAAAUAUCUCACACUGACAAUAGGCCGUUUAAAUGUUUCGAAUGCGGCAAAGCUUUUAAGCACAAAUAUGUGCUAACUUAUCAUCAGAGGACUCAUACUGGCGAAAGGCCUUAUAGUUGCGGUUAUUGCGGUAAAACUUUCAGGCAAUGGACACCGUAUAAGGUGCAUUUGAGAGGCCAUACUGGAGAAAAGCCUUAUGUUUGUAAAUUAUGCGAUAAAGGGUUUACGACUAAUCAAGGACUCAGAUUGCAUGUGGCUAGUUGUUUUGAUAGUAGAGCUGAGACCAAUAAUUGAAUUGUUAUUUAUUAAAUAAAUAGUUUAAAU
Molecule: messenger RNA, 1689 nt
Organism: Ceutorhynchus assimilis (cabbage seed weevil)
Lineage: Eukaryota; Metazoa; Arthropoda; Insecta; Coleoptera; Curculionidae
Source: the annotation of a GenBank genome assembly